This is a messenger RNA of Acipenser ruthenus (sterlet), 872 nucleotides long. Its product is annotated as dehydrogenase/reductase SDR family member 12-like. NCBI's taxonomy places the organism in Eukaryota, Metazoa, Chordata, Actinopteri, Acipenseriformes, Acipenseridae. The record is from RefSeq and is a predicted model, not a curated record. The coding region runs from base 490 to 747 and encodes 85 amino acids. The transcript is spliced from 2 exons.
UUUGUCCGUAUGUAUUUUUUGAAUAGCCCAUACUGAAGCAGCUCAUGUUUUCCAGCUUUAAAAUUACGUGAUAAUUUAAAAUAAUGUCUGCAAAAGAAACUGGUCAUAUAGAACAGGAUGAGCUGUUUGAAAGUCUGAUUGCACAUUGUUAGGCACACUGAAAGAGGCACCUGGCGAUUCUUUCUCUAUGGCGAACUCUGCUCAGAGCGCGCUGUGAUACUCAUGAACUUGGCAGUUUUCAACUCGUUGUAUAAUUAAAUACAAAACAGUGAAGCACCAUCUUUCUGUAUUUUGUGGAAGUAUAAAUACUCCGGUAAACAUACAUAACAUUCAUAAUACUCAUACUUUGACGGUUUUUGUUUUAUUUCCCUUUAAAAACUAACAUUUCUGAAAAAAAACACUGUCUCAAGCAUAUUCAAACUGGUAGAAAAUGAAUAAAAAUAUUAAAUUAAAAUAUCUCAUUUGAUAUUAACAGCUGUGCGGUUGUCCAUGCCUGACUUCUACGAGAAGAUGAAGAAUAAGCUGCGUUCAGAGGCUCAGGGUGCAGACACUGUGGUGUGGCUCGCUGUCUCUGCUUCAGCUGCCACACAAGCGAGCGGGCAGUUCUAUCAGGAUCACAAGCCAGUCUCUGCACACUUACCCUUGGCCUCCACCAGAUCUUCAGCUGGGGAUGAAGAGGAACUGCUGACAGUGUUGGAACAGCUUGCCAAAAAGUUUAACCCAAAUACUACUCAAUCAUCUGAUUAAUAUUCACAUUCUGAAAUGAUUAAUACUGUAUAUUUUUAAAAAUGUUUUGCAUUUUUAAACAAGUGUUUUUGGUAAACUUGUAUUGCUUUUGUAUUAUUUUUUUUUUUUAAAUAUAAAUUAAUAAA